AACCGGAAACAGUCACCUGUUGGGAGUUUUGCAUUACAAUCACCUGUUGGAAGUUUAGGCUGGAUGGCAUUAGGUUAUAACUGUGUCUGAUCUACCCGGCUGUCCGCAGUGAUCCUGGGUACAUGAUGGAAGGACUACUGUUCCUGGGUUUUGUUGCAGUGAUUUCAGAAGCUGUUUCUGGUGAAUUUUACUCCCGGGAUAAAGUUUUACGCCUAAAGCCUGAAAAUGAACAACAUCUGCAGUUCUUAAGGAAUGUAUCUCAUCCUGAGCAGGUUGAUUUCUGGAAGCCAGCUUCUGCAGAGCUGGUGACUACAAACAGUACUGUGGACAUUAGGGUCCCUGCAGACUGGGUUGCCGAAUUGCAAAGUGAGCUGGAGAAGAUUGCAUUGAAAUUUGAGGUUUUAACUGAAGAUUUGCAAAUCUUGAUUGAGAACCAGUUUGACCAAAGAUCAACACGAGAUAUCCACCACAAUUAUGAAACUUAUCAUAGCUGGGAUGAGAUUGAAUCUUGGACUGGCAGAAUAGCAGAGGAAAACCCAGACCUAGUUUCACGGAUGGAGAUUGGAAAGACCUAUGAGGGAAGAAGUAUUUACCUGCUGCGGGUCGGCAACAAAACAGGUGCAGAGAAGCCUGCCAUCUUCAUGGACUGUGGAAUGCAUGCCAGGGAGUGGAUUUCCCCAGCCUUUUGCCAGUGGUUCCUGAAGGAGGUUGUUGGAAGCUACAAUUGUAUGCCCCUGAUAACUACACUUUUCAAUCAAUUGGAUUUCCUGGUUGUUCCUGUUGUAAAUGUGGAUGGUUACGUCUACAGCUGGACUAAGGAUCGAUUUUGGAGGAAGACACGGUCCAAGAACAGUGGCAGUAGCUGUGUGGGAACUGACCCCAACCGAAACUUUGAUGCCAAGUGGUGCACCACGGGUACCUCAACAAAUCCAUGCUCAGCCGUUUACUGUGGAACGCAUGCAGAAUCCGAAAAAGAAGUCAAAGCUGUUGCAGACUUCAUCCGUAACCAUAGUUCGAUCAUCAAGGCAUAUCUCACCAUCCACUCAUACUCCCAGCUCCUCUUGUAUCCAUACUCCUAUGACUUAUCUCUUCCAUUUGAUCACAAAGAGCUGGAUGAUCUAGCUCGGGAUGCGGUUAAGAAAUUACGAAGCCUUUAUGACACUAAAUAUAUCUAUGGCCCUGGAGGAAGCACAAUAUAUCUUGCGUCUGGGGGUUCAGAUGACUGGGCCUACGAUCUUGGCAUCAAAUACUCAUUUACCUUUGAACUCCGUGACACGGGCGUGUAUGGCUUCCUAUUGCCUGAGUCGCAGAUCAAGCCAACAUGUGAAGAGACCAUGUUGGCAGUCUACCAUAUCACCCAGUAUGUUCUUGACAACCUAUAUUAAACUUUUUAAAGAAAGGGCAAAGUUAAAGAUGGGUAUUGGGUGACUUUAAAGCUUAGGUUUAGAUUUAAAAGCAGUUUUGAUUUUGCUGGAGGAAAUGACUAAUGCAUCUUUGAAAAGUAUCAAGGAUACACUGGUUCAGUAGGAUAACAUUUAGAAACAUAGAAAACAUAGAAAUUAGGUGCAGGAGUAGGCCAUUCGGCCCUUCGAGCCUGCACCGCCAUUCAAUAUGAUCAUGGCUGAUCAUCCAACUCAGUAUCCCGUACCUGCCUUCUCUCCAUACCCCCUGAUCCCCUUAGCCACAAGGGCCACAUCUAACUCCCUCUUAAAUAUAGCCAAUGAAGUGGCCUCAACUACCCUCUGUGGCAGAGAGUUCCAGAGAUUCACCACUCUCUGUGUGAAAAAAGUUCUUCUCAUCUCGGUUUUAAAGGAUUUCCCCUUUAUCCUUAAGCUGUGACCCCUUGUCCUGGACUUCCCUAACAUUGGGAACAAUCCUCCUGCAUCUAGCCUGUCCAACCCCUUAAGAAUUUUGUAAGUUUCUAUAAGAUCCCCUCUCAGUCUUCUAAAUUCUAGAGAGUAUAAACCAAGUCUAUCCAGUCUUUCUUCAUAAGACAGUCCUGACAUCCCAGGAAUCAGUCUGGUGAACCGUCUCUGCACUCCCUCUAUGGCAAUAAUGUCCUUCCUCAGAUUUGGAGACCAAAACUGUACGCAAUACUCCAGGUGUGGUCUCACCAAGACCCUGUACAACUGCAGUAGAACCUCUCUGCUCCUAUACUCAAAUCCUUUUGCAAUGAAAGCUAACAUACCAUUCGCUUUCUUUACUGCCUGCUGCACCUGCAUGCCUACCUUCAAUGACUGGUGUACCAUGACACCCAGGUCUCGCUGCAUCUCCCCCUUUCCCAAUCGGCCACCAUUUAGAUAAUAUUUGCCUUGGUUUAAUUUUCCCUCAUCAGAUCAUAGAGUUCAGAAGAAAAACAUUAGGCUCACAGUGUCUGUGCCAGCUCUUUGAAUGAGUAAUACAAUUACCCUCAAUUUUCUUUGACGCAAGCUGUUAUUAUUAAGUGCUUGUCUAAUUCCCUUGAAAAUUGUUUGAAUAUUUCCUAUCACUGCACAUUCAGGCACCAUGUCUGCAUUAUAAUAACUUGGUUCUCCUCUGGUCUCUAUCCUUUUUGGCUUCCUGCUGGCGGAACCAAAGGCCUAUCUAAGCUAGGCCCAUUUGUCCACAUUUACCUCUAAUCCUUUCUGAUAUGUCCAUAUGUCUUGCACAUAAGUGAUAGGAGCAGAAUCAGGCCGUUCAGGCCAUUGAGUACUCCGCCAUACAAUCAUGGUUGAUUGAACUCUCCCUCCUAACUCCAUUCUCCUGCCUUCUCCCCAUAACAUCUGAUACCUGUAUUAAUCAAGAAUCUAUAUAUCUCUGCCUUCAAAAAUACCCACUGACGCCCUCCAUGGCUUCUGUGGCAAAGAAUUCCACAGAUUCACCAUCUUCUGACUAAAUAAAUUUCUCCUCAUCUCCUUCCUAAAAGAAUGUAGUUAGUUUUUUUAAUAGAAUGCGCGUUAGUUUUUUCAACUUUUUUUAUAUUUUUAGUAUGUUUUAAAGUAUGUUUUUGAUGUUUCUCGGUGUGUUUUGUGUGGGGGGUGGUAUGGGGGGACUGGUCUUACCUUGCCUUUGACUUUGUCCCUUACCAUCCGGACGCCACCAGCAACGGCUGCGGAGGGUGGAGGUCCCGACCACGGGUGAAAAUGGAGGAGGUCUGGCCAAGUUCUGUGCCUUUCACCACAGUGAUGAAUGCUGUGGUGGAUGUUUGUGUUAUAUUUUUUUAUUGUGGUUGUGUGUUCUUUAUUAUUGUACCGCUGCUGACAACCCAAAAUUCCACCGACCCUGGUUGUGUGGCAAUAAAUUCUAUCAAAUUCUAUCAAUCAAUGUCCUUUAAUUCUGAAGCUAUGAUCUCUGGUCCUAGACUCUCCCACUAAUAGGAAACAUCCUCCCCACAUCCACUCUAUCCAAGCCUUUCACUAUUCAAUGAGGUCCCCUCUCAUUCUUCGAAACUCCAGCGAGUACAGGCCCCGAGCCGAAAAACGCUCAUCAUAGGUUAACCUACUCAUUUAGAUAGAUAGAUAUGCCAUUUAUUGUCACUAUACAUGUACAGUGAAAUU
Molecule: messenger RNA, 3536 nt
Organism: Leucoraja erinaceus (little skate)
Lineage: Eukaryota; Metazoa; Chordata; Chondrichthyes; Rajiformes; Rajidae
Product: carboxypeptidase B-like
Exons: 11
Coding region: 123-1385 (420 amino acids)
Biological process (GO): proteolysis
Molecular function (GO): zinc ion binding; metallocarboxypeptidase activity
Source: RefSeq, a predicted model, not a curated record